GCCUAGUUUAUGAUUAUUUUAUUAACAAGAGGAGACUUUAACAAAAGCAUGUUCCUGUUUCCAGGCAACAAAACUCCCCCUUCUGACACCGAGCGCCGGAUGUGAACCUAACUUCCUUUGUCGUCACAAGCAUGGCAGCUUCCUUUUAAGAGUUCCAUGCGUGAAGGCUUGAGAACGCAGAUGAUGGAUAUCCCUGUAAGUGGAAGCAUCAGUACUUCUGAGGAACAGAACCAAACAAGUUCACAUGAAGAAGAGAGAAUAGAUCAGAACCAAACAAGUUCACAUGAGGAAGAGAGAAUAGAACAGAACCAAACAAGUUCACAUGAGGAAGAGAGAAUAGAACAGAACCAAACAAGUUCACAUGAGGAAGAGAGAAUAGAACAGAACCAAACAAUUUCACAUGAGGAAGAGAGAAUAGAACAGAACCAAACAAUUUCACAUGAGGAAGAGAGAAUAGAAGGCUCUGUUCAGGCAGACGAAGAUGCUACGGCCAGUGCAGGAAUUUAUAGAUACAUCAAAGAAGACCUUUUCACUUCAGAAAUUUUCAAAGUGGAGAUACAAAACUUGCCAAAAUACAUAGGAUUUAAUGACGUAAAGAAAUUCCUUGGGAAGUACGGACUCAACCCUCACAAAAUCAAACUAAUGCAGAAGCAAACAUUUGCAUUUGUGACCUUCAAAAGUGAGGAGGAGAGGGACAAAGCAAUGAAAGUCAUACAUGGAGUGAUGUGGAAAAACCAUGCGUUGAGUGUCCGACUUGCAAAGCCCAAGGCUGAUCCUAUCAUGAGAAAGAGAAAACAAGAGGACGUUGAGAAGCAUCAGCCAGAGACAAAGCGUCAGACUUUGCAGGAAGACACCGUGGAAGAACCACUUAGUAAGCAAAUUGCAGAUGUCGUGACUCCUCUAUGGCAAGUUCCUUAUGAAGAACAACUGUGUAUGAAGGGAGACGAGUGUGAAAAUGUGCUACAGAAACUGAUCAAAGAGAUUGGACACAGCUACAAGACCCAUUUAACACGUUGGUUUGAUCAAAAGCAGAUUAAUGUAUACUGCCCAUUGGAGGGAGUGAAACCCUCCCCCGCACAGACAGAGUAUCGAAACAAAUGCGAGUUCCUGGUUGGGAUUAGUGCCAACCAAGAAGACAAGACCGUGGGCUGCCGGCUUGGAAAAUAUAAAGGGGGUACAUGUGCAGUUGUGGAACCGUAUGACACAAUUCACAUUCCUGCGGUCACCAAGAAGGUUGUGAAGGCUUUCCAGGAAUACAUCAGGACGACUCCAUAUGCAUGUUACAGUCCUGAAUCCUAUGAAGGCCACUGGAAGCAGCUCACUGUCCGUAGCAGCAGGAAGGGACAAGUCAUGGCUAUAGUAUAUUUUCAUCCCCAGAAACUGAGUAAGGAAACUCUCGCGGAGCUUAAGUCAUCGCUGGCAACAUAUUUUAUAGAAGGCUCAGGAAAAGACAGUGGUGUCACCUCCCUGUAUUUUGUUGAAGAAGGGCAAAGGAAGUCUCCUAACAUGGAGGAUUUACCUGUGGAACAUGUAGCUGGAGACCAUUAUAUACAUGAAGAGCUGCUGGGACUUACCUUUCGUAUUUCACCACAUGCUUUUUUCCAGGUAAACACCCUGGCAGCAGAGGUUCUGUACUCGACGAUAGCAGACUGGGCUCAGCUGGACCAGAACAGCACUGUGUUAGACGUCUGCUGUGGCACGGGAACAAUUGGCAUCUCCUUGGCCAAGAAAGUGAAGAAAGUUGUCGGAAUUGAGCUGUGUCAGGAAGCUAUUGCAGAUGCCAAAGCUAAUGCACAAAUUAACAACCUGAAGAAUGUGGAAUUUCGAUGUGGUAAAGCAGAAGACAUUUUUCCUGGCCUGAUAAACUCCCUUGCAUCUCAGAACCUUGUAGCCAUUAUUGAUCCUCCUCGAGCUGGCCUUCAUUCCAAAGUGAUUAUUGCAAUCAGAAGAGCUGAGCAUCUGAAGCAGCUGAUCUAUGUCUCAUGCAACCCCAAGGCUGCAAUGGUCAAUUUUGUUGAUCUCUGUCGUGCUCCCUCAAAUCGUGUCAAAGGACGUCCUUUCAGACCUGUGAGAGCUGUGGCUGUAGACCUCUUUCCUCAGACACCUCACUGUGAACUUCUUAUUCUGUUUGAGAGGGUGGAAAACACAAGCAAGCCACCUAACACGGAUAGCACAUUUCAAAGCGUAAGCGUGCCGCUUAAUGACCUAGACCCUGCUCUUCAAAGCACAAGUGAGCAGGCUUGUGACCCAGACCCUGCACUUUAAAACAUGUUUACCUGGACCUCUCAUUUCAAAGCAGUGACGCCUUUGAGUUUCAGCCAGGCACAAGGGGGAACUUGGUUAAAAAAAAAAUAAAAUAAAAAAACAACCCAAAGGCAGUGCAGUUAAAGAUAUUCUUCAAUUUAUAAUUAACAAAUAUAAUUGCUACAUGGGACCGGUAUUACCCCAUUAUGCUUAUUUUACAUUGCUCCAAGAAAAUGGGAUUUAAGUUCUGAAAUAAAAAUACCAAUCACAGUUGCA
Spea bombifrons (plains spadefoot toad) is the source of this 2520-nucleotide messenger RNA. RefSeq names its product tRNA methyltransferase 2 homolog A (gene TRMT2A). The record is from RefSeq and is a predicted model, not a curated record. The coding region runs from base 157 to 2265 and encodes 702 amino acids. Gene Ontology annotation, molecular function: RNA methyltransferase activity; RNA binding. Gene Ontology annotation, biological process: RNA processing. The transcript has 12 exons. Lineage: Eukaryota; Metazoa; Chordata; Amphibia; Anura; Pelobatidae.